This is a messenger RNA of Nelumbo nucifera (sacred lotus), 564 nucleotides long. NCBI's taxonomy places the organism in Eukaryota, Viridiplantae, Streptophyta, Magnoliopsida, Proteales, Nelumbonaceae. The record is from RefSeq and is a predicted model, not a curated record.
AUGGCGGGAAGGGACACAACAUCAGCGGCAAUGACGUGGCUCUUCUCGUCGCUUUCCCGACACCCCAAUACUGAGAAAGAUGUUGUCAAGGAAGUAGUCACGGCACUUGGCAACGACGAGCGGAAAUUGUUGGAUUACGAAGCUCUGAAAAACUUGUCAUUGUUGAAAGCUUGCCUCUACGAGUCCAUGAGGCUUUAUCCUCCGAUGGCCUGGGACUCGAAGCACUCCCCCACCUACCAAAAAAAAAGCAAAAUUGCAGAAAAAGGCGAAAAGCAGGGAGCGAGUGAAAACGAAGGUCAUCAUCAACAUAAGCAGAUCCCGCCGUUCACCUCACUAAGCCGAUCAGAGAGAGAGAGAGCGACGGUGGCCUCCGUCUCGGUUUUGGCCAUCGUCACAUCCCUCCAUCUCGUCGCCUUCGUCCUCGCUGUAGGCGCCGGACGUUGUCGGAGCACAGUUACAACCUACUCUUCUUCACAGGGGCUUCGAACGUCCCUCCAUCUCUUCUUCACGUGUCGGACCACAAUAAGAAGGAUCAAAACGAUGAACAGGAAGCCAAAAACAUAG